AUGGGGUCAAGUAUUUCUUGCAAAAGAGUAUUGGCAUCCACAUCAAACCCCCAAAAGCUAAACAACGUCAUUCGAAUGGUGCAUCUAAACGGGCACGUCACGAUAUUAGACUACCCGGCCACGGUAGCCGAGGUCUCCGGGGAUCCGGCAAAGUACUUCCUCUUCACCCAAGCCCAGCUCCUUUCCAACAUCUCCAUGCCUCUCAAACCCGACACCGCCUUGGAGGCAGGCAAGAUAUAUUUCGUGCUGCCUCUGUCGUUUUUCGACUCGCACGUGUCCCCGGUGGACCUGGCGCCCAUCACCAAAAGGCUGGCCUCCCGAGCGCAAAAGUGCACGUACAAGCCAAGGAGCAAAGAUUGGAGCGUGGGGAGCCCAAAGGAGGCGGCGAAUGGCGACGGUCAAGUACAGGCGAAGAAGUCGAGCAAGUCAAGAUCGUGGAGGCCGAUUCUUGAUACGAUUCGAGAGAUGUCUUUUAAUCGGGGGAUCGAGACUGAUAUGUUGUGA
Molecule: messenger RNA, 504 nt
Organism: Striga hermonthica
Lineage: Eukaryota; Viridiplantae; Streptophyta; Magnoliopsida; Lamiales; Orobanchaceae
Source: the annotation of a GenBank genome assembly